Vigna angularis (adzuki bean) is the source of this 1820-nucleotide messenger RNA. Its product is annotated as zinc finger CCCH domain-containing protein 40. Gene Ontology annotation, molecular function: U6 snRNA binding; metal ion binding; pre-mRNA binding. The record is from RefSeq and is a predicted model, not a curated record. Lineage: Eukaryota; Viridiplantae; Streptophyta; Magnoliopsida; Fabales; Fabaceae. The transcript is spliced from 5 exons. Gene Ontology annotation, cellular component: Prp19 complex; U2-type catalytic step 1 spliceosome; U2-type catalytic step 2 spliceosome. The coding region runs from base 195 to 1652 and encodes 485 amino acids.
AUAAUUAGUGGUAAUUUUCCAAACAGCAAUAACAUUUACAAAAGUAGACCUAAUAUUUCUCCGUCUCUGCUUAGUGCAAAUCGAGCAGCCACCAACCUCCGUUCCCCGCGGCGUUCACUGCCAGUUCUUUCCGUUCGCCUUCCUUACCUCACCGCUAGUAGCUUCGAUUUUGGUGCAGCCACGAAACCCUAACCAUGGCACACAGGUUACUCAGAGACCACGAAGCCGACGGUUGGGAGCGUUCUGAUUUCCCUAUAAUAUGCGAAUCCUGUCUCGGAGACAGCCCCUAUGUUCGAAUGACAAGGGCAGAGUAUGACAAGGAGUGCAAGAUUUGUACACGGCCAUUCACUGUGUUUAGAUGGAGACCAGGCAGAGAUGCGAGAUAUAAGAAAACUGAGAUAUGUCAGACAUGUAGUAAAUUGAAAAAUGUCUGUCAAGUGUGCCUUCUGGACCUUGAAUAUGGACUACCUGUUCAAGUCCGAGACACAGCUCUUCAUAUUGAUUCCAAUGAUGCCAUUCCAAAAAGUGAUGUUAAUAGGGAGUAUUUUGCCGAAGAACAUGACCGUAGGGCUAGAGCUGGUAUAGAUUAUGAAUCUUCUUAUGGCAAAGCACGCCCUAAUGAUACUAUCCUGAAGCUUCAAAGAACAACCCCUUAUUACAAAAGAAACAGAGCACAUAUUUGCAGUUUCUACAUAAGGGGUGAAUGUACCAGAGGAGCGGAGUGCCCUUAUAGACACGAGAUGCCAGAAACUGGGGAAUUGUCUCAACAAAAUAUUAAAGAUCGUUAUUAUGGGGUGAACGAUCCAGUGGCCUUGAAGCUACUUGGCAAGGCAGGGGAGAUGGCCACACUGGAGGCUCCUGAGGACGAGAGCAUCAAAACACUCUAUGUUGGUGGGCUUGAUGCUAGGGUCACUGAGCAGGAUUUGCGGGACCACUUCUAUGCCCAUGGAGAAAUUGAAUCUAUAAAAAUGGUUCUGCAACGGGCUUGUGCUUUUGUAUCAUAUACUACCCGAGAAGGUGCAGAAAAGGCAGCAGAAGAACUCUCAAACAAACUGGUUAUUAAAGGCCUAAGGCUAAAGCUGAUGUGGGGCAGGCCUCAGACAUCAAAACCUGAGUCAGAUGGCUCUGAUCAAGCUAGGCAGCAGGCAUCUGUGGCUCAUAGUGGAUUGUUGCCUCGGGCAGUUAUAUCACAGCAACAGAAUCAGGACCAAACACAAGGAACAUUUUUCUAUAACAAUCCACCACCUAUGCAGCAGGAAAGAAGCUACUACCCAUCAAUGGAUCCUCAAAGAAUGGGUGCUCUUAUUUCAUCUCAAGACGGACCUCCUGGUGGGCCUUCUGGGUCCGGAGAGAACAAGUCCAGUUUGGAGAAGCAGCAAAUGCAACACUAUGCCCGACCAAUGAUGCCUCCUCCACCUGGCCAAUAUCACCAUCAGUAUUACUCUCCAUAUGGUUAUAUGCCGCCAGUCCCCCCUUAUCAACAGUACCCGCCACCUCCAUACAAUACUGCUGUUCCUCCAUCCCAGCCGCCCGCUCCAAAUCAUCCUUAUCAGCAUUCUACGCAACCAGGGUCUUCACAGACAGAGUCUGUACAGGCUGCACCUGCCCCAGCUGAAUCUGGAACAUCAACAUCAGGGUCACAGCAGCAAUGAACUUGCCCAUAUACUGAUGUUUUUAGUUAUGCUUAAUUUAUUCCUUAAACUGACCAUGACGGAAAAUAUUUCCACCCAAGCUGUCGAUUUACUAUCACUACUACCUUGAUAUUGCUUGUGUUGUGGCUUGAACAAGUUAUUUUCUUAUUUGAUCUUGUGCUUUUGUAA